AGCCAAUGCCAUAGAAACGCAAAGGGUUAAAGGUUUUUCUUUUACUUUUGUUUUGGGUACGCUUUCUAUACUUUGAACAAAUGUGUUUUUCUGCUCAAAAUACUUUCAAACUAUUGAAAGUUUUCAUUCCAAAUCCUAGACUUUUAGGCUUGUUACUUUUGAGAAACUGUUUCUCACAUUAGAGCUCCCCCCUGUAUUGAUCUAAAUGUAGUUUAGUAAAUGCACCUACUUUGCUCUAAGCAUACUUAAAGUUAAAAGAAAAGUAUAUAUACAAAAAGACUUUGGUAUUUUUAAUAGUUGGAGUCUGUUUUGCUAAUUUUAGUGUGCAGGUCAGCACAAGGGGCAUAGUGAGCCUGAUGGAAGCUUUCCUCAGGUGAGUGAGUUUCAAAAGCAGAAUUAGGUGCCUGUUUCUUAGAAUUAGAUUCUGCUGCAGGUUUACAAAUUAGACUUUCAGCCUGCAUGAAUUAGUAGGGAUAUUCUUUUUUUACUUGCAUAAUUGUAAUUGAUUUAAACAUGUAUGUCAGAAUUCACAGGCCCAUACUAACUGUCCUUAAUUUCUUUCCUACAGCAGUACUGCUAUAUGCCAGUCCUGUCUGCAUUCUUAAGGGUGCAGUUCAACACAUCCUCUCUAGAUUAUGGUGAAAAAGUAUUCCAAAGGAAGUCUUAUCAGAGCUAGUGUCAGAAAGAAUGACACUAUCAAUUGGGCAUGAUCUUCAGCAUAGGAAAUGUCUUAGAAUUUUAUUAUUUUUUCCUAAAUUGUGAUGCUAUACUACUUGUAUAGCAAAUUACCACAUUUCUAAAACUCAGUGUGCCUCUGAAUCUUAUUAUGUACUGUUUGGGCUUCUUUAAGAUAUUUCGAAGUUUGAAAAGCAAAUACUGAAACUUUAACCAAGAGACUAACACAUCUCUUUGUACACCACUUUUCUUCUGUGUGCAACAUAACUGGUAGAAGUAAUAUAUUUCAAGUAAUAUGUUUCCAGUUGUAAUUUAUACUUUCUAAGAAAAUAAAAAUGUUUUGGAGUCAACCAAACUUAAAAAGAAUGAAGCCCUUUUUAGUAACAUGGGAUCGGAAUCAGAUUAUAGGUGUAUUUUUAAAAGUCUAAACUAUUUUCUAAACUAUAACUGUUUUAGAACAUUGUAUGGAGAACUUAUCUAGUUAUAGUUAUUUGUAGUCAGGAUUUUAACAGCUUGCAACAGGUAAUGUUUUGAAUAUAAAUAUCUUUCCAAAGUGUUACUAAUGGUAAAGAGAUAAUUUUCUAGGCUUCUAUUCUGCUGCUUGAAGUCAGAACUGCUGAUGGAGACAAAGGCACGAAAGUGAGGGAAGACCCCUGAUCCUAAAAUGAAUGCUAGGACUUACAUGGAUGUAAUGCGAGAACAGCAUUUAACCAAAGAAGAGAGAGAAAUUAGGCAACAACUAGCAGAAAAAGCUAAAGCUGGAGAAUUAAAAGUUGUCAAUGGAGCAGCAGCGUCCCAGCCUCCCUCAAAACGAAAACGGCGUUGGGAUCAAACAGCCGAUCAGACUCCUGGUGCCACUCCUAAAAAACUAUCAAGUUGGGAUCAAGCAGAGACCCCCGGACAUACCCCUUCCUUAAGAUGGGAUGAGACACCAGGUCGGGCAAAGGGAAGUGAGACUCCUGGAGCAACCCCAGGCUCAAAAAUAUGGGAUCCUACACCUAGCCACACACCAGCGGGAGCUGCUACUCCUGGACGCGGCGAUACGCCAGGCCAUGCAACACCAGGCCACGGAGGUGCAACUUCCAGUGCUCGUAAAAACAGAUGGGAUGAGACCCCCAAAACCGAAAGAGAUACUCCUGGGCAUGGAAGCGGAUGGGCUGAGACUCCUCGAACAGAUCGAGGUGGAGAUUCAAUUGGUGAAACACCAACUCCUGGAGCCAGUAAAAGAAAGUCACGUUGGGAUGAAACACCAGCUAGUCAGAUGGGUGGAAGCACUCCUGUUCUGACACCUGGAAAGACACCAAUUGGCACACCAGCCAUGAACAUGGCUACCCCUACUCCAGGUCACAUAAUGAGUAUGACUCCCGAACAGCUUCAAGCUUGGAGGUGGGAAAGAGAAAUUGAUGAGAGAAACCGUCCACUUUCUGAUGAAGAAUUAGAUGCCAUGUUUCCAGAAGGAUAUAAGGUACUUCCCCCUCCAGCUGGUUAUGUUCCUAUUCGAACUCCAGCUCGAAAGCUGACAGCAACUCCAACGCCUUUGGGUGGUAUGACUGGUUUCCACAUGCAAACUGAAGAUAGAACAAUGAAAAGUGUUAAUGACCAACCAUCUGGGAAUCUGCCAUUUUUAAAACCUGAUGAUAUUCAGUACUUUGAUAAACUUUUGGUUGAUGUUGAUGAAUCAACACUUAGUCCAGAAGAGCAAAAAGAGAGAAAAAUAAUGAAGCUUCUUUUAAAAAUUAAGAAUGGAACACCUCCAAUGAGAAAGGCUGCAUUGCGUCAGAUUACUGAUAAAGCUCGUGAAUUUGGAGCUGGUCCUUUGUUUAAUCAGAUUCUUCCUCUACUGAUGUCUCCUACACUUGAGGAUCAAGAGCGUCAUUUACUUGUGAAAGUUAUUGAUCGAAUAUUAUACAAACUUGAUGACUUAGUUCGACCAUAUGUGCACAAGAUCCUUGUGGUCAUUGAACCAUUGCUAAUUGAUGAAGAUUACUAUGCUAGAGUGGAAGGUCGAGAGAUUAUUUCUAAUUUGGCAAAGGCUGCUGGUCUGGCUACUAUGAUCUCUACCAUGAGGCCUGAUAUAGAUAACAUGGAUGAGUAUGUUCGUAACACAACAGCUAGAGCUUUUGCUGUUGUAGCCUCUGCCCUGGGCAUUCCUUCAUUGUUGCCCUUCUUAAAAGCUGUGUGUAAAAGUAAGAAGUCCUGGCAGGCGAGACACACUGGUAUUAAGAUUGUACAGCAGAUAGCUAUUCUUAUGGGCUGUGCCAUCUUGCCACAUCUCAGAAGUUUAGUUGAAAUCAUUGAGCAUGGUCUUGUGGAUGAGCAACAGAAAGUUCGGACCAUUAGUGCUUUGGCCAUUGCUGCCUUGGCUGAAGCAGCAACUCCUUAUGGUAUCGAAUCUUUUGAUUCUGUGUUAAAGCCUCUAUGGAAGGGUAUCCGUCAACACAGAGGAAAGGGUCUGGCUGCUUUCUUAAAGGCUAUUGGCUAUCUUAUUCCUCUUAUGGAUGCAGAAUAUGCCAACUACUAUACUAGAGAAGUGAUGUUAAUCCUUAUUCGAGAAUUUCAGUCACCUGAUGAAGAAAUGAAGAAAAUUGUGCUGAAGGUGGUAAAGCAGUGUUGUGGAACAGAUGGUGUAGAAGCAAACUACAUUAAAACAGAGAUUCUUCCUCCUUUUUUUAAACACUUCUGGCAACACAGAAUGGCUUUGGAUAGAAGAAAUUACCGACAGUUAGUUGAUACUACUGUGGAAUUGGCAAACAAAGUAGGUGCAGCAGAAAUUAUUUCCAGGAUUGUGGAUGAUCUGAAGGAUGAAGCUGAACAGUACAGAAAAAUGGUGAUGGAGACAAUUGAGAAAAUUAUGGGCAACUUGGGAGCAGCAGAUAUUGAUCAUAAACUUGAAGAACAGUUGAUUGAUGGUAUUCUUUAUGCUUUCCAAGAACAGACUACAGAGGACUCUGUAAUGUUGAAUGGCUUUGGCACAGUGGUCAAUGCUCUUGGCAAACGAGUCAAACCUUACUUGCCUCAGAUCUGUGGUACAGUUUUGUGGCGUUUAAAUAACAAAUCAGCAAAAGUUAGGCAACAGGCAGCUGACUUGAUUUCUCGAACUGCUGUUGUCAUGAAGACUUGUCAAGAGGAAAAAUUGAUGGGGCACUUGGGUGUUGUUUUGUAUGAGUAUUUGGGUGAAGAGUACCCUGAAGUAUUGGGCAGCAUUCUUGGAGCAUUGAAGGCCAUUGUAAAUGUAAUAGGUAUGCAUAAGAUGACCCCACCAAUUAAAGAUCUCCUGCCUAGACUCACCCCCAUCUUAAAGAACAGGCAUGAAAAAGUACAAGAGAAUUGUAUUGAUCUUGUUGGACGUAUUGCUGACAGGGGAGCUGAGUAUGUGUCUGCGAGAGAAUGGAUGAGGAUUUGUUUUGAGCUUCUGGAGCUCUUAAAAGCUCACAAAAAAGCUAUUCGUAGAGCCACAGUCAACACAUUUGGUUACAUUGCAAAGGCCAUUGGUCCUCAUGAUGUAUUGGCUACACUCUUAAACAACCUCAAAGUUCAGGAAAGGCAGAACAGAGUUUGUACCACUGUAGCAAUAGCUAUUGUUGCCGAAACGUGUUCACCCUUCACAGUACUACCUGCCUUAAUGAAUGAAUACAGAGUUCCUGAGCUGAAUGUCCAAAAUGGAGUCUUAAAAUCACUUUCCUUCUUGUUUGAAUAUAUUGGUGAAAUGGGAAAGGACUACAUUUAUGCUGUAACACCGUUACUUGAAGAUGCUUUAAUGGAUAGGGACCUUGUACACAGACAGACGGCUAGUGCAGUGGUGCAACACAUGUCACUUGGGGUUUAUGGAUUUGGUUGUGAAGAUUCACUGAAUCACUUGUUGAACUAUGUAUGGCCCAAUGUGUUUGAGACAUCGCCCCAUGUAAUUCAAGCAGUUAUGGGAGCCCUGGAGGGCCUGAGAGUUGCUAUUGGACCAUGUAGAAUGUUACAGUAUUGUUUACAGGGUUUGUUUCACCCGGCCCGGAAAGUCAGAGACGUGUAUUGGAAAAUUUACAACUCCAUCUACAUUGGUUCACAGGAUGCUCUCAUAGCACAUUACCCAAGAAUCUACAAUGAUGAUAAGAACACCUAUAUUCGUUAUGAACUUGACUAUAUCUUAUAACUUUAUUGUUUAUUUUGUGUUUAAUGCACAGCUGUUUCACCUCUUAAACUUGCUUCGAUUUGGUGAUGUAAACUUUUAAACAUUGCAGAUCAGUGUAGAACUGGUCAUAGAGGAAGAGCUAGAAAUCCAGUAGCAUGAUUUUUAAAUAACCUGUCUUUGUUUUUGAUGUUAAACAGUAAAUGCCAGUAGUGACCAAGAACACAGCGAUUACACACACUAUACUGGAGGGAUUUCAUUUUUAAUUCAUCUUUAUGAAAAUUUAGAAUUCAUUCCUUGUGUUUAAAGGGAAUGUUUAAUUGAGAAAUAAACAUUUGUGUACAAAAUGCUAACUUGUGUGUGUUUUUUGAACAUGACUUGUAAAAUGCGGAACUUUGAUAAAGUAUUGGUUUGUGUAGAGUAAGUGGCUUAAUUUUAUUUUCUGUUAACCUGGUUUAUAGAAAGUAGUUAGCAGAAUAUAAACUAUAUAAAGUGAUGGCAUCUUUGUCCAAUUCCAUUGUUCUGUUGAUAAUGACAUCAAGAAGAGUAGUAGCUUUGGGGGUGUUCACCUCAAACUAGCACAACUGUUCUAUCACCAUAGAGAAUAUAGCAUCUUUGCUAACCUGUAUUGAGUAAUAAUAUUUUGCACUUACAUAGCGCCUUUCAUCUCUUGAUUUCUCAAAAUGCUUUAUGAACAUGUUUAGGAGAAAUGAUUUAAGUCAUAUCUAACUCUUGAGUCUGUGUUUAGAAAGUGGGUAAGGUAUCUACUUUGAAACUGCUUUCUACUUAAGUAUUGCUAAUAGAAUAAGACAAUCUUUGGGCUCUUUCCCAUGUCAUAAGCCAGUACUCAACAAUGUAUUCAGUAAAUACUUGUUGAACACUUAAACUGUAUACCAGCCACUGUGCUUAGUGUAGGGGAUGCAAAGGUGCUUUUGACCUGCCCCUUGCCCUUAAGAAAUGCAGUAUAAUGGAAAAGGGGAGACACAUCUAGUUGCGUAUUACGUACUGUGUUAUUACACAAUUGCAGCAGCUAAAAUGUCUAGGUUUGCUUAGAUCUAUAGAUGUUAAGCAUAAGUUGGAACACCAUUUAAUUUUAGAGGAACUAAGCAUUAAGGUAGUGCUUACCAUAUUUUGGCAACUACUUUAAAUAUAUUUUCAGCUUUUCCCAGAAAUCCGACCAAAAAUUUCUUCAUUUUAGUACUUUGACUACCCAUAGCAGUUUUGCCUCCUUAUUUUAGUACUUUGGUGAACUCGAAUGGGAAAUGAGAUUCUACAGCAGAGUAAGCAUGGGAUGGCGAUGGCUCUGCUACUUUAAGUAAAACUGUUACACUGUGACUAAGGAGUUUGUGCCUCCAACCGUUAACACUUAGUGCUUCCUGUGUUGGAGGCUUACAUGACAGUUUGUAAUUGGCUGAAUUUUACAAAAUGAAUACUGAGCAGUAAAGGACUCUUCAGGCAGAAGUCGUAACUCCUUAUUGUUCCUUGUGUAACAUUGUGACAACAUGUCAGCGUGUCCUAGAACACGAUUUUCCAGAUCAUCUUUUUAUUCUUUGAAGUUUUUGCAACAGUAGCUCCCAUUAUAACUUUACAUCUUACAAUUCCUUGUAGUUUAUGUCAAGUGACCUUCAGUAAUUUCUAAUCAUGAAAAUUGCAGAAAAUGGUUUCGAAGCCAGAAUUUGGUUUUAAACUGGUCUUGGAAAAAUUUAGUUAUAUUUUCACCUCAAGAAGUGGGGUAACUUCAAUUUUCUUGGGCCCUUCCUGUUUAUGGAAAACAUACCUGCUUUGUAGUGGCAAAAUGGAGCAAAAGAGACCGCUUUAUAUGACUUUUACUGAUGCAAAUCAUUUGAAGGCAGGUGAGGGAAAUACAGCUAUGACCUUAAAGGAUGGGACCAAAUAGAGGCUCAUAGGUGUUUGGAUAAUUUUAUAUGCUUAUUGAAUAAGGAAAGCAUUUUGUGAUACACUCAUGUGAAAGACGCUAUGUGAAGUUUUAACUCGUUCAAAGACUUUCUCACUUUCUUUUGGUGUUUCUUAAAGCCAAACUUAAGCAGGAAGAAAAUGUUCUUAAGGGAUGACAGUGGGUGGGUUUUUCUGUGGGCUUUUGUUGGUUUUUCUGUGGGCCCUCUAAUGGAAUUGAUCUCUUUGGCUGUUCAAUUUUUUCAUAUUGUAUUUUUAAAAUUUGUUGUACGGUGCCCUGUGAGCAUCAAGUACCACCAGAUGAAUAAAACUUAUUAUAUCUAAA
Messenger RNA from Leopardus geoffroyi (Geoffroy's cat), 7031 nucleotides. It is a transcript of the gene SF3B1, whose product is annotated as splicing factor 3b subunit 1. The record is from RefSeq and is a predicted model, not a curated record. Gene Ontology annotation, biological process: spliceosomal complex assembly. The transcript has 22 exons. Gene Ontology annotation, molecular function: mRNA binding. Bases 1340 to 4816 code for a protein of 1158 amino acids. Gene Ontology annotation, cellular component: U12-type spliceosomal complex; catalytic step 2 spliceosome; U2 snRNP. NCBI's taxonomy places the organism in Eukaryota, Metazoa, Chordata, Mammalia, Carnivora, Felidae.